ACAAUUUUUUUGGUAAAGCUGGUGGCAGAUAUUAAAAGGCCGCGCUCCCUCGCUCGCGACCUCUAUACUUCCGUCUCACACACCGCACUGCCCAGCCAUCCGGUGCGAACCACCCCUUGCCCUGUCGAAGAGACUCGCUUCGCCCGACUGACGCGCGCUCUCAAAUGGACAAGUACAUAAAAACCAGCAAAGCUCUAGGACAGGGAGGCUAUGGCAGCGUGCGCCUCGCCCAUGUCAAAAAUCCAGACGGCACAGAGGGCCGUCCCGUGGCUAUCAAGAAGCUUCACACCACUACCACGAAUUUGGAGGGCAUCGAAAUCUCCACAAUUCGCGAGAUCAGAAUUCUGAAAGACAUGCACCACAAAAAUAUUGUUGAACUUAUAGAUGUGAUCGCUUGGGAGCGACAAAUUUAUUUGGUGAUGGAAUGCUGCGAGACGGAUUUGUACCGAGUCAUCAACAACAUGUCUGUUGUUUUGUCCUCCGCUGACGUCAAGUGCUAUCUCAAACAAAUCCUGGAAGCAGUCGAAUUUUGCCACAAGUGCUGGAUAUUGCACCGAGAUCUCAAGCCAGGCAACUUGCUAAUUACCAAGGAAGGAAUCGUUAAGUUGACAGAUUUCGGCCUGGCAAAAAACUUUGCUAUAACCAAAGAGAGCCUUUCUCCUCGCGUCAUCACUAUAUGGUAUCGCGCGCCAGAGAUGCUGUUUGGUUCCGAUAAAUACUCCAGCUCAAUCGACAUGUGGUCAGUCGGGUGCAUUUUCGCCGAACUCAUGCUACGUGCUCCGUUGUUUCCCGGCAUAAGCGAAAUUGACAUGUUGAGCAGAAUAUGUGCCGCGUUGGGCACCCCGAACGAGAAAAGGUGGCCAGGCGUCUCGAGCCUGCCUUGCUUUAUCGAAUUCGCAGAAUCUCUCGGCACGCCUUUAGAGUCCAUAUUCGUCGGCGCCACACCUGACGCUCUAGACCUCAUAUCAGAAAUGCUGUGUUUGGACCCCGCUAAGCGGAUUUCCGCCUCGAAAGCCCUUCAGCAUCCUUACUUUCAAAAUCUACCUGCUCCUACCCACCCGAGCAAAUUGGUUCUGUCGUCAGCGGAACCCAAAUCCGCGCCAGUCCAGAGCAGACGAAAUCACGCCUACUCCGGCGAAUGCUCUCUGGCCCGAAAGAAAAUUCAAUGGAAUUAACUUUGGCCUUUUGGGCGCUUUUACAAAAGUUGUAAUAAUGUGUCAUUCUUUACAGUCAACAUAUUCUAUGUUUAGCUCCUCGUGAGGGCCGGUUCUUGCUCGUCGCUCUUGCCUUGAGACUCUCCCCUCGGAGAUAGGUGACCAUCUACAGAUAAGUCAAACACAACCUGGGCUUUUUGGUAAAGUCUGCGAUUGCCUCCCUUAUAGCCGAUACCCACGACUCCCUGGUCGAAGCGUUGUCCGAGGUGUUGAUAAUGCGACAGUAGACCUUGGUAGUCUCUUUCUUACCUAUGUAAAUGCAAAAAUCACGUGAUUCUUGGUCCGCCAGGGGCUCAACCGUCGUUUCCUUCGGUAAGAAAGUGAUGAUGUCUCCCAGCACCAUUGUAUAGGUCGCGUCUUUUGCCUUUGGCUGCGCUCUGGGGCGACACAGAACAAUGAGGUCCGUGAACAAAAACGCCUGUGCUUGGGGCAGCUUCGACUUUUUGCUUAUAAUUUCGAGCUGGCCUUCGAAAAAAUAUCGGCGCCUUUCGUCCCACAGCUGUACUCUCUUUUUGAAUUUUGAGACGCGGCGUUCCAGGUAAAGCACCUUCUUUUUCAUCUUGAAUAGCUCUGUUAGGAUGUAGGCCCGCUCGUUGUAGGGCUCCAGCUGCUGGUACACGUUCACCAGUUGGUCGUAGUUUGGGUGGCUUUUGUCUAGAAGCUGGGUCCAGCACCUAAGGUAGUUUGUGAUGGUGGGAAAUUUGAACAUGAACAAGGACACCAGGUCUUCCAGUUCGAGUUUGGAACCCGUGCUUUUUUUGAUUUGGUUUGCGUAUUCCGAGAAAUUUUUGUUGUUUUUCAUCUCGUCCAUCAAAGAGAUCAUCUGAUACUCCCGAUCGAAGUAUUCGUCAAGAAUGUGCACGGAGCCGUCCAGAGUCGUCAGGAAAUCACGCAUGCUGUCGGGCACUUGGGUGCGCAGAUUUUGCAAGCAUUGUCCCAGUGAUUUGCACAGGUUGAUGAGAGAGGGCAGAGAUUCGAAUAGAUACUCGAACUGAGAGAUCGUUAGCUUUUUUUUCUCGGCUAUUUCUGUGUCACCGUUUUCAAUUUGUGGGUCUUGGUAAUUCCUUUGGACAAACAGCAGACUCAGGCUGAGCGACGAGAAGGCGGAAUGGAGCAUCGUCAAAACUUCCGAAACACUGCAUGGGUUGUCGGUAUGUCGAUCAGGGUUGUUCAGCUGCUCAAUUCGGAUUGAGUCCGAUUUGAUUUCUUGCACUGUCUGGUCGAGCGAAACCGCCUUGCUCCCUUCGUACACGACGCAACUUGCUGGGGUGAGCAACCGAAGGCUGCACACCUUUUCCAAAACGGACCGUAUUGACUGACUGCAGUCGGCAAGCACGACCUGAUACUCUCCAUUUGAGAAGCAAACGCGCAAGUAGGUUUUGCCCCGUAUGUUCGGCAGUAGGCACUGCAUUUCCAGCCUAGAAGUUGAAGAGGAAUGUGUCAAGUUGUACACCGCCAAAGCGGUGGUAUCGACGCUAUGAAGUACUGGCUGACUUUUAGAGGCGUUAUACGGGAUGGCCGAAUUUUCCGUAUGUCCAGCACCCUGUUCGCAACCGCCUGAAUGGUCGUCGCAGCUCUCAGACUCGAGGGAAGAGGGCAAUUCCGACUGGUUCGCAACUUUUUUUUCGUUAGAAUUUUCCCAGGUGACUUGUGUAAAUAUAUCAGACAUGUUACUUUGAUUGCUUAAAUUGUGCUUCUUUGACGCAGCACCUCCGACACGUGCAUUAUUUAGGUGACCUAUGCUUGUCUGUGAAAAUCUGGCUUUUAGUUUCGGUUGCGCCACCGGUACUUCGUCGUUUUGCGAAAUCGUUGCAUUUUCGUCGGUACUCAUACUAUUUAGAGCGCAUCUUUCUUCUGCUAUUCGAACAGUAUUCACCUCUUCUUCGCGCCGGUGCUCGAAACUCGUACUAGCCCUCAGACCUAAACCACGCUGUGCAUUUGUCGGCAAACAGGCGGCACUAGAGUCACCGUGACUUGGGCCACUUGACUUAGUGGGCGAACACGAAGCCGAGCUCUUGUGUGAGCCUUUUCCUGCCACCUUAGCGUUAAUUUGAUCUUCUGAUAACGCAAGCUUUGCAUCAUCUGCGGCGGUGCGGCAUGACGAUCUCCUGUUCAGAACGGGUUCUGCGCCCUUGUCGAUAAAUUCGGGCAGCAUCGUCGAGGUAGUCGGUUUCGUUCUACUCUUCCUAUUUGCCCUGCCAGCUAGAAAAAGCGCAAGAAUAAUGUUAGUUUCUCACAAAAACUGCAACCAAAAUAUAAAGGUAGCACGGA
Molecule: messenger RNA, 3485 nt
Organism: Schistocerca gregaria
Lineage: Eukaryota; Metazoa; Arthropoda; Insecta; Orthoptera; Acrididae
Product: cyclin-dependent kinase 7-like
Exons: 2
Coding region: 165-1175 (336 amino acids)
Biological process (GO): protein phosphorylation; positive regulation of transcription by RNA polymerase II
Cellular component (GO): transcription factor TFIIK complex; nucleus; cytoplasm
Molecular function (GO): ATP binding; RNA polymerase II CTD heptapeptide repeat kinase activity; cyclin-dependent protein serine/threonine kinase activity
Source: RefSeq, a predicted model, not a curated record